This is a messenger RNA of Nicrophorus vespilloides, 1305 nucleotides long. RefSeq lists its product as uncharacterized. Lineage: Eukaryota; Metazoa; Arthropoda; Insecta; Coleoptera; Silphidae. Gene Ontology annotation, molecular function: alcohol dehydrogenase (NADP+) activity. The record is from RefSeq and is a predicted model, not a curated record. Gene Ontology annotation, biological process: alcohol metabolic process. The transcript is spliced from 4 exons. The coding region runs from base 188 to 1264 and encodes 358 amino acids.
CUCUUUAAAUAAAGCGCUUUAUUAAUCAUUUGGUAUAUUUAUACAUACUUUGUUACGAAUGGCGUAGAACGUUGCGACGCGUUUUGGUGCACGCAAUGCUCGAAUGCACUUCACGUGUUUAAACCCUAUCACUAAUUAGUCAAAUUACAGGAGAUCGAGUAAACCAAGGUCCGAUCCGAACGACACCAUGAGCAAGCUGUGCAGGCAGGUGUCUAUAGAGUCACCAGGCGCUGUUAUCAACAAUUGCGUGCUAAAACAUGAAGUGCCCGUCCCCGAAGAGAUCCCUUCUUCUGGCGUGAGAAUCCGUAUAGUGUGCGCGGGGGCUUGCUACAAGAAGAUGCGUACUAGCCAUGACGGAGUUGAGCAACCAAACGCUACCCAUCAUGGGAUUAGGGAUGGCGCUUUGUUUUCCGGUUACGAAGUAUCUGGAAUAGUCGACGAGCUUGGCGCCGAUGUCAAGAACGUCUUUAAAAUAGGCCAGAGGGUUGUUCUUUACCCCUAUGAAGAUUUUCCACAAGGAUAUACGGAGUACAUUGUUGUACCGAAUCCGGAAAAUCUGGUCCCCAUCCCCGACAACCUGCCGCUCAGCGUGGCUGCUAUGCUACCCACGGGAGCUUUACUUGCAAAGAAUGCCGUAAUCGCUGCCCAUCUUCACGUAGUGGAUCUGAUCAAAGAAAUACCACACAACAACGUGAAAAUUCUCAUUGUCGGCACCGGAGGCUUGGCUCUCUGGGCUAUAAGGAUUGCUUCCCAUCAUUUCAAAACACCGGAGCACGAGAACAAAGUUAAUGUCACAGUUGCUACACUUCGAGAUGAAGGCUUCAAACUAGCCAAAGAGAUAAUGAACGUUAAUUUGGUGCAAUGGAACGAAGACCUCUACGAGGAUCAGCUAAUCGAGAGAACCAAAGACGCUUGCAGCGGAUAUGUCGAUAUCGUCAUCGAUUUUGCUACAACAUCGAGAUCUCUACAACGAUCACUUCAGUGCUUAAACAACAAAGGUGUUGUUUUGAUUAACGAGGAAGCCGCUGAACAAUUGAUACCUAAGUUUAAACCCAUCGCAGAACAGAAGCAGCAAAAAAUAGAAGUGGUUGCUAAAGGUGACAUUCAACAGUUGAAAGAUUUGGUGACGUACGUUUCGAAAGGUGAGAUUAUUCCGCCGCCCCACAAGGAAUUCCCAGCUGAUGAUGUUGUCAAUGUCGUACAGAUGCUCUGCCAAUCUGAGAUCCCCGGUCGGGCGAUCCUUAGGUUCCAUGACGUACAGUAACUAUAUCAGAGUCAAAUGUAAUGAAAUUCAAUGUGAUAAUU